AUGGCGUCGCUCGAGGAAGAGGACGAUCGUGACCUGGCAGGCUCCCAGGACGGUAGCUCGGAUAACGAGAUGGAGGACGCCAUGCAGGAACUCGACGAUGGGGAAGGGGACAACGAAGGAGAUGGUGAUGUGGACGCUGAUCAGGAUCAAGACCAAGAUCAGGAUCACGACCAAGAUCCAGAAAGCCCCUCAAACACUAGUCAGGCCUCAGACGGAGCGGCUAUGGAUUCUCAACUUGAUCAAGGGAAUACCGACAUGACCACACCUCCAAACGUCGCAAACUCUGCAGUUGAGUCCUUCUCCAUCUACCACCCAAGCGUGCGGCCGGAGUGUCUCAAUGCGAAAACAUAUGAUAUUGUUCCCACUACUGCUGCGCCCCAUAGCACGUCGAUCAAUGCGGUCACGGCGACCGCAGACAUGCGUUGGGUAUUCAGCGGAGGCUCAGAUGGGUUCGUGCGCAAGUUCAAUUGGGCAGACUCGAUCAACAGCAAGCUCAUGUUGACCGUUGCGCAGCGUCAUCCGUUCGUGGACAGUGUGGUGAAAGCGGGUGUCUACAUGACAUAUUGGGAAAACAUGGACGGUAAUAGUCUGUCGCCCGUCUACUCUUUGGCAUGUCAAAGCGAAGGUCUGUGGCUACUGACAGGGCUGGAAUCCGGCGCAAUUCGGCUGCAGACCCUUCGUCACGAUGAAGGGAGAGAGAUAGCCCAACUGAGACAACACACAUCUGCUGUCUCGGCACUUUGCCUCACUUCCGAUGAGAAGUCGCUUCUUUCUGGAAGCUGGGACAAACGUGUGUUCGACUGGGAUUUAAACAACGGACAAGCACGGCGUGCUUUCGGGGCAAGUGCUGGUCAGAUAUCCGCGGUCCAAAUUCGCCCAGAAUCGACGCUUUCAGUGCCAACAGAUACAAUGGACUACGCACAUGUGAAUGGUACAUACUCAUCUAAUUAUGGUGCCAGCGGCAACGACACCUACAAUGCCAUGGACACUACCCAGGACACUGGCGAAGUAGGCGCCAAUGAGAACCCGCAGGCGGGUUCCCCCACAGAUUCUCUCUUUGGAGGCGCCGAUUCGCUAUUUGGUGAUGCAGAAGAAGGAGCUGGUGAUGGGAACGAACCAUCAGGCGGUGUAUUUGGAGUGGACGAAGAUGACGAAUUCGGUCGUGCGCUCGCUAAUGGUGUAAUGGGUGACUCCAACGUCACGGGCGAAGUGGAGAGCACCAUAGCGCAGCCCACUGGAACGAGAUCUCAGCAACAAGACACGUCUAAGGACACAAGCAUCAACCCUGACCUCUCUAUCGCCGACCAAACUACACUCAACACUGACAGUUCGAACACGCUGAAAGAACCAGCUGUUAACGGCAUGCCCCACGCCGAAGAUAUGGAGGCUCAGCCACCCGGACUGAACUUCUCACAGCCUGCACAAGCCGAGCAAGAACCAAGCUCAGAUACGACGUUUCUCGCUGCUUCUAUCGAUGGCACGAUACGUGUGUGGGAUCGACGUCAGCCUGAUCCUGUGGCGCGAAUCUCACCUCGUAAUGUUCCCCCGUGGUGCAUGAAUGCAUGCUGGUCGCCUGAUGGCAACUACAUCUAUGCAGGACGGAGAAACGGCACCGUGGAGGAGUUCAGUUUGCACAAGGGUCUGAAAGAGCCGGAACGUACAUUCAAGUUUCCCCAAGGGAGUGGGCCAGUCACAGCGCUCAAGGCGAUGCCAAAUGGUCGCCAUUUAGUCUGUGCCUCUCACGACAUCUUGCGUCUGUAUGAUUUGAGGCAUGAGCAGUCCUCUCGGCAUUCGACCGUACCUUUCUUGAUUAUCCCCGGCCACAGAACUGGAACGAUCUCCCAGCUGUUUGUGGAUAAUGCCUGCCGCUUCAUGAUUUCCACGAGCGGGAACCGUGGCUGGGAAGGUAAUACGACUGAGGUCCUCCUCGGCUACGAGAUCAGUGCUCCGCAGUGA
This is a messenger RNA of Penicillium diatomitis, 1956 nucleotides long. Its product is annotated as WD40 repeat domain-containing protein. NCBI's taxonomy places the organism in Eukaryota, Fungi, Ascomycota, Eurotiomycetes, Eurotiales, Aspergillaceae. The coding region runs from base 1 to 1956 and encodes 651 amino acids. The transcript is spliced from 3 exons. Gene Ontology annotation, molecular function: protein binding. The record is from RefSeq and is a predicted model, not a curated record.